Molecule: messenger RNA, 2411 nt
Organism: Thrips palmi
Lineage: Eukaryota; Metazoa; Arthropoda; Insecta; Thysanoptera; Thripidae
Product: fatty acyl-CoA reductase wat-like
Exons: 9
Coding region: 172-1740 (522 amino acids)
Biological process (GO): long-chain fatty-acyl-CoA metabolic process
Cellular component (GO): peroxisome
Molecular function (GO): alcohol-forming very long-chain fatty acyl-CoA reductase (NADP+) activity
Source: RefSeq, a predicted model, not a curated record
GCCAGUGCGCCAGUCAGUCCAGACUCGCCAGACCGACUGCCGACCGCGGCGGCGCCCCGUCUAGACCGUCCCGUCCACACCCUUGCCGUGGGUUCCCGUCGCGCGACCGUGCAGUGCAGUGCAACUUCCCGUCGGCGACACAGCGGACACCCCGCAGCCAGAUCCACCGACAUGGACGACCACGAGGGGAACGACAUCACGAUCGAGCACUUCCUGUCGGAGCACUAUGAGGAAGAGAGCGCUAUCGCCCGCUUCUACGCCGGCAAAGUCAUCUUUGUCACCGGCGGCACCGGUUUUAUGGGUACCAUCCUUUUGGAGAAAAUCCUCAGGUCGUGCCCGAGCGUGGAGAAGGUGUACGUCAUGAUGCGCGGCAAGAAGGGCAAGUGCCUGGAGGAGCGCUUCAAGGAACAGUUCGAGGGGCCGGUUUUCGAGGCCAUGCGGACGCAGCGGCCCGGCUUCCAGCUCAAAGUGUACCCGCUGGAGGGCGACUGCUCGCAGCCACAGAUGGGCCUGAGCCAGGAGAGUCGCGAGAAGCUCAAGGAGGUGAACGUCGUGUUCCACAUGGCGGCCACCGUGCGCUUCGACGAGAAGAUUCGUCUCGCCACCGCCAUCAACGUGCAGUCCACGGUGGACCUGCUGGCCCUCGCCCGCACCAUGCCCGACCUCAAGGCCUUCGUCCACGUCUCCACGGCCUACUCGUACCCGCAGAACAAGAUCAUCGAGGAGAAGUUCUACAAGCCGGACGUGAGCCCGGAGCGCCUCAUGAACAUCCUCAACAGCAUGGAGGACGACAUGCUGAACGCCAUCACGCCGCAGCUCAUCACGACCUGGCCCAACACGUACGCCUUCACCAAGGCCGUGGCCGAGGACGUGGUGCAGCAGCACAGCAAGGGCCUCCCCGUCAUCAUGGUCCGGCCGUCGAUCGUCAUCUCCACCGCCAAGGAGCCGAUCGCCGGCUGGAUCAACAACGUGUACGGGCCCACGGGGGUGGUGGCGGGCGCGGGGGUGGGGCUCAUCAAGGCGCUCUACUGCGACUCGGAGAAGCUGGCCGACAUGGUGCCCGUGGACAUGGCCAUCAACAGCGUGCUGGCCGCGGCCUGGGACAUCGCUAGCCGCGACACCGAGAACCGUCAGCUGGAGCGCGGUGAGGAGGCGGAGCCCGACCCACCCGUCCUCAACUACGUGGCGUCCGUGGACCAGCCCAUCACGUGGGGGCAGUUCAUGGCGCUGAACGCGCGCGGCGUGGAGAUCCCCUCCAUGCGCUGCAUUUGGUACUACGACUUCCGCCUCGUCAAGAACCGCUUCCUGUACCUCAUCUACCAGUUCUUCAUGCACCUCGUUCCCGCCUUCCUCGUCGACAUGGGCUGCCGCGUCGUCGGCAAAAAGCCAUUCCUACAGGAUGCUUACAGGAAGAUUCACAAAUUCUCAACGGUUAUUUCAUACUUCUGUUGCCAAGAUUGGCAGUUUAGAAAUGACAACGUCCACAAGUUAUGGGACAAGAUGAAUAGUAUGGAUCGAAAAGUCUUCGACUUCAACAUGAAAAGAUUAACCUGGGAACAAUACUUUAGGACCUACAUGAGAGGCCUUCGAGUCUACAUUUUAGGAGAUCCCCUUGAUACUUUGGAAGAGUCCAAAGUGAGGUAUAGAAAGCUCAAAUUAGCACAUCUGGCUGUAGUAUGGAGUGUUCGAAUUCUAGUAUUUUGGCUCCUCCUGCAGUUGCUCAGGUGGAUUGUAUUGUAAUUGAUUGUUACCUAGAAUUUAUGUCCUUCGAUUCAUCUCCAUUUAAAGCUGGAUGAGAACUUUGUAGUCUCUGUACUGAAGAACAUAAUUUCCUCCCCAUAAUAGUUUCCUAUUUUUAAAAAAAAAUUGAAAUGUGAUGUAACUUUUAUUUUUGUUUUACUAUAGAAAAAGAACUAGUCAAUAAUUUACUCAGUCCAGCAUAUUAUUUCAUACCUUGAACCUUCGAACCAUAAGACUUCUGUAAAUCCCCGCACAUAUACUUUUCUGUUAUUUAUACCAUGAUCAAACAAUCUUAUAGAGUACGUAUGCAGAAAACAAAACUGUUUGGUCUUAUUGAAUUUGACAAAUUUGGUUACUUUUGAAUAUUUUAUUGCAACUGAUUGACCAAGUGACUACUAGUCCCUUAGAUUGACUGCCAGUAUACAGAAAUGCUACAGUACAUCUCUGCUCAACUUUGUUAAUUCUAAAAGUUCCACAGUCUAAUAUGUUAAGAUCACAUGUAUAUUUUGUAUAGAUGAGCUAAUAAAUGCUUUACUGAAAUAAAGUAUUUGAUGCCAUUUCCAAAUGUAUGAGAGCAUGAGUUGCAAUGGAGACGGAGAAUGGCAUGUCUAAAAAUGAAAGUGAUUUUUCAAGUAAGUAGAAACCUAAUAAAAAGAUGAAAGGAACAUGAA